Molecule: messenger RNA, 1805 nt
Organism: Vicugna pacos (alpaca)
Lineage: Eukaryota; Metazoa; Chordata; Mammalia; Artiodactyla; Camelidae
Gene: FAM220A
Product: family with sequence similarity 220 member A
Biological process (GO): protein dephosphorylation; negative regulation of transcription by RNA polymerase II
Cellular component (GO): nucleus
Molecular function (GO): STAT family protein binding
Source: RefSeq, a predicted model, not a curated record
UGUCCUCGGGCUCAGGGCAUCAGAGAACACACAGCAUGAGGGACAGAAGAGGGACUCUGACCGCCCGCCUCGCACAAGAGAAGGGAGCGGGCGACAACGCAGACCAGCUGUUGUAUGGACUGAAGAGAAAGUGGAAGGAGAGCCCUUGCCCAUCGGAUGUAACUUCCUGGAUGAAUAAGCCUGCAGUUGAUGUAAGUGGAAAUUCACACAAUGAGGAGUUAUCAUCGGAAAUGAAAAAUGAUCUGAGUGAGGUCAGCCUCUUGCUUCACAAUGGUAACAGCACACUUCCACUUUUGCAAGAAUCAGUACGAAGAAAUUCAGCUGCAGCAGCUGCUCAGAGCAAGACUGUGGAUCUGCCCUUUGCUUCUGCAGAAGAGCAUUUUGCUGGGGUGCUCUGUGGUGGCAGGGAAGUUCAGGGGAGGGACUGGCUGGGAGGAGGGCCCAGGGCCACCGACAGCCACAGAGGGCGGGACCACAAAGGAGCACCUUGGGAUUCAGGACCAGCGUGCUAUCAGAAGCAGUCAGAAAUGGGGAUUUCUGAGAAUGAACUGCCAGGCGCUUUUCUGGAGAGGCUAGACUCUGAAUUGGAACCAUCUUGCCUGCGUUCCGUCCUGUCUAUGCUGCUGCACGCCCAUCCCCAAAUAGUCUUGAAUGAUGAGACAAAAUGUGUUUUCCCUGGCCAUUCAAAGCCUGUGUUUUCAGAGCAAACAGUAGAAUACAAGAAAGUGCUUUCACGUAUGAAAAGUACCUCUGAUGAUCUGCAGGUAACACUGGCAUCACUGGCUUGACAAGCUUUUGAAUUAGCAGACAUGUUGUGCCAUAGUUAAGGUACAGGCAGAACAACAAAAAUAGACUAAUUUUAAAAGUUGUCCUAGAAUGAUUUCUUUUGCAUUAAGUCUGGAUGCAAAUGGUGCAGGCAUGAAGCUCCUGCUUUGGUUUGUAGGACCAGACAGACUUAAAAGUAAGUGGAAUUUAAACUCAUGGAAAGCUGGUUGAUAACAGAAGUAAAUUUUUGAGUUUUGAGUUUUAAAUUGUGCUUGGAAGGCAUUCAAGAUUGGGAAACUGUUUCAAGGAGAAUAUUACUAGAUCCUAUAUAAAUAUCAGACUAGAACCUAAAGAUUUAAUGGAAAGUUUUGAAUAUACCUUCAGCACCCAUUCUAAAGGGCUACUGUCCCAGAUCCUGCCUCUCCAGACUGUCUUUGACCAGCUCAUGGAAGCAGAUGCUUGUAAAAUCAACCCCUGUGUACUUGCUCUAAGCCAGGCUGAGUUGAUGGUAAGCUGUUACCACUUCUGCAUUUUGUAGAAUAAUUUUGGUCGGCAAAAUUUGAUUUCUUUUCUCACAUCUCUUUCCUUCCACUUGAAAUGCAAUUUAAAUGGAGGCCCUACGGUGAAAGUUGCAAUAUUAACCUGACCUUUAGAUCACCUUUUCUCAAGUUAGGAACCCUGGGACUGUUACACAAAGUAAAAAUGAGCUUGAGACUACCUGCUGUGCUCAGUUACAGGCAAAUCAAGUAUUUCCCAUACAGGAAGUCUCCCAUUUCUAGGAGUUGAGGUAUCUCUUACCCUAGGAUUUUUCUGAGAUAAGUCCUUUUGUUGUGUGUUCAUAACUUUGAUAAAAGGUACUUAAGGGCAUAAGUUUUUAAGGAGUCCCAAAGGAAGACCUAACCAUUUUCGGAAUGAUUGAUUGCAUCUAUCAGUUUCUAUUGUGUGCUAAAUCACUAUGCCGUGUAUUAUUUUAGUGUUUUGGGGAAAUGAAAAAUAAAACCUGUUCUUUAGCAUAAUAAAUGUCUUAUUUUAUGUGUGUA